CAGCUUCUCUCUGCACCAUCAGAACCUCGGAGCUGUUGGCCGCACACCGACGAGGUGAUCCGGACCUACCGCGGCCACAUGGCAAGGUGGCUAUUAGGUGGAUAUGACGGCCAGGAGGCGCGGGUAUGUGCCUGUCAUGGAGUUCCUCCAUCAAAUGAUAAACUCUUCAGACCUCCAGCUGACCAUGUGAUGAAUUUAAGGACCAUGCCAGAUGGCACAGCAGCCACUGGAGAGCUAUGUUUUGAGCCCGUUCACUCCACACCUGGAAGGAUGGUGUCCCUGUCCACAGGCCAGCAAGAUUCUCCUGUGGAUCCCUGUGAAGGAACCAGCUGUGCCUUUGAGGCCACUGACAGUCUGCCUAGGCUCCUGGACACUGACCACCCUCCUUGCCAAUUAGACAUGAGGCUCAGGAGGCACAAAGCCUCCUGGAUCAACCCACCGUGUGUGGAGCAGCCGCUACAAGACUUACGCCCCCAGAGACCAACAGUGCAGAACAGUGGGAAACACUUGGUGGUGGACUCUCUCUCUCCCGUGGGCCUUUCACUGCUGUCCCACGGGGACUCCCUCACUGAAACGCCAUUGUCUGAGAAUACCGCUGGCGCCCUCUGCAGCACCACUGCUCCUGGCUCCGGGGGCAAGAAUGGUGCCCUCUCCCUGGUUACAGAAGAGCGAAAGGUUCAUCCUCAGCAUAAAUCUCUGCUCAAAAACCCCCAGACUGUGGCCACUUCCCCAUCCCCUAAGGAGGACAGUGCCCGUUUUGAGUCUCCCCGUUUGACAGCUUCUGCAGAUGACGGUAACUCUAUCUGCUCCUCUGGCAGUCACNNNUGGAAUUUCUUCCCACUAGAGACAUUCAUGAUGCCCAUUGAUGUGGAAAAGGAAAAUGUUCACUUUUAUGCUGCAGACAUGAUAAUCUCCACAAUGGAGAACAUGAAAUGCAACCUCCUGAGUCAACAGCAACCAGAAAUCUGGGGCACAGAGGAAGCCAGCGGGUCUCGUGGGAAUGGUCAGACCAAUGCUGAAGUGACCUUGUAUACCCCCACCAAGCAGGAGCCAGGGUCCUCCACUUCUUCAGACAGUGGCUAUGAAGAACUUGGGGAAUGUAAUGACGUCACAGAAGGCAGCAGACGCCCCAGCAGCUCUUUAAAGAGUGCAACGUGUGAGUCAGACGUCAGUCCUGCUGGGCUGCUAGCCAGAGAGUUGCUUCGAGGGUUCUGGAAGUGGCAGAUGCUGUCGGAAGUCAACUCUCCGAUGCCCGGCUCCCUGACAGCAGCCAGCUCAGGAGCUGGGAAUGAAGAGAAGGCUGGGGAAGACUUUGAGUCCAGUGUGGACGCAACACAGGAAAUCACGCUGAAGUCUAAGGUCCCAGGAGCUGAAGACUGGGUACCCUCUCGAUUUCAAAUCAUACUUACUGUUCACACGCCAAUCAAGAGGGACAUAGCGGUAGUGGCCCAGAAUUUCUUCUGUGCUGGAUGUGGGACUCCAAUACAGCCCAAGUUUGUGAAACGGCUCCGGUAUUGUGAGUAUACGGGGAAGUACUUCUGUGACAGCUGCCACUCAUCUGCAGAGUCCUGCAUCCCUGCGAGGAUCCUGAUGAUGUGGGACUUCAGGAGGUACCAAGUCAGCAAUUUCUCUAAAUGGCUACUGGACAGCAUAUGGCACCAACCUGUCUUCAACCUGCUAGGCGGGCACCAUGAGCUCUAUGCGAAAGCCAAGGAACUGGACAGAGUGAAGGACAUCCAGGAGCAACUGUUUCAUAUCAAGAAGCUGCUGAAGACUUGCAGGUUUGCUGACAGUGUCCUGAAGGAGUUCGAGCAAGUUCCCAGCCAUGUGACGGACGAAUGCCAUCUGUUCUCCAUGGAAGACCUCCUCAGGACCAAGAAAGGACUGUUGGCACCCUUGCUUAAGGACAUCCUGAAGUCUUCUCUUGCCCAUGUAGCCAGCUGUGAGCUCUGCCAGGGGAAGGGCUUCAUCUGUGAGUUUUGCCAGAGCGCGACCGUCAUCUUCCCGUUUCAGACCACGACUUGCACAAGAUGUUCAGGGUGCAGGGCUUGCUUUCACAAAGAGUGUUUCCAGUCUUCGAGAUGCCCCCGCUGUGCCAGGAUCACAGCCCGGAGACAACAUUUGGAGAGGUUGCCCUCUGUAGGGACGUGAUGGCCCCGGAGCUUUUGUUGGUUCAAAGCACUUUACGAUGAUACCAAAUUGUGUCAAUUGUGUCUGCUCCUGGUAACAUUGUUUCAGAUGCUAAGUAUUUUUAUAGUAAGAAAAAGAUGACUCAAAUUUCCCUCUCUUGUAUAUAUUUAAUGUUCUCAAGGAGUAUGGAAGUUUUGUUAAUAGGCGUUAAGUUUGUGGCUAAGAUUUUGUUUACAAAUGUUUGACUUUUUUUUUUUUCUUUUUGCUGCUACUGGUUGUCUUUAAAGAAUUCUUUUUACAUUUAAGUUGUAGUGGGACAGCUGUUUUUAGCUAAUUUUUAGCUGUUUUUAGCUAUUACACAGUACAUAUUUUUUUAGGAACUGUAACUGACAAGGCGAAGCACUGGUUCCUCUUCCUUCAAAGUUGCUUGUGGAAUGGAUUGGCGCAGUUAAGGGAACAGAGUGUAAUGAGAAUUCUGUUUGGCCAAGCUUUUGUUCCUUCAAGAAAAAAGACUCCUCUGGAAUGUUA
Molecule: messenger RNA, 2658 nt
Organism: Peromyscus maniculatus bairdii (prairie deer mouse)
Lineage: Eukaryota; Metazoa; Chordata; Mammalia; Rodentia; Cricetidae
Source: RefSeq, a predicted model, not a curated record